GAGAGAUCAGGAGGGAGUAGCGCGUGUUUAGGAGCCGCGUUGAAUAGAAAAGCAGGCUAAUCAUGAGUACACGGUCAGAUCUGUGUUGGAAACCGGGUCUAACCUUGACGAAGAGUUAAAUCGGGAUCAAAGUCGUGAGCAUGCCCAGCGCCACGGUCCGAAGUUUAUGUGAAGUAGAGAAAUACCUCCAGAGCAGCAGCAGCAACAACCGGACGAUGGACCGGAGUGCUGAAAGCACUCUCCUGGGGAUCCCCUCAAUGCGCCGAGGCUCAUCAGAGAACAACUUGGACCUGGACUUCGAUGGUUCGACUUUGGGCUGUGAGGUCCAGCGCAGCCGCUCCUGUUUGGACAGCCUGCAGCAAAAGAUCCUUAAAGUUACAGAGCAGCUGAAGAUUGAACAGACGGCGAGGGACGAGAAUGUGGCCGAGUAUUUAAAGUUGGUCAAUAGUGCAGACAAACAGCAAAUGGGCCGUAUUAAGCAGGUUUUUGAGAAGAAGAACCAAAAGUCAUCUCAAAACAUUGCACAGAUGCAGAAAAAGUUAGAACAGUAUCACAAAAAGAUGAAGGAUAGUGAAAUCCAACAGACCACACCUCCACAUCCACCCAUGUUCAAACACAGCACUAUUCCCAGAGAGUCCUCCAGAGAGCUUUUAAAAGAUAUUACAGGCAGUGGACGGCACCCGACAAUGGACAAAAUCAAGACCAUAGGACCUGGUGUCUCUCUCUCCCCGCCUUUCUUUUUCAGUAAGCCUAGAGAGUUUGCUAAUCUAAUCAGAAAUAAAUUUGGUAGCGCUGACAAUAUUGAUCACCUCAAGUCUCCAGCCGACUCCAGCUCUCCCCUUCCCACAGACAGCACAUCAAAAGGCCUCAGCAGUAGCACCUCCAUGGUCGGCAAGCCCAAGUAUCCCAGUGACGACGAGUGCUCCUCAGGCAGUGCCUCUAUUUCAGACAGUAAUGGAAACACACCAGUGGCAGGAGGUGGUGCUACAGGGGGGCAGGUACGUGAUCAAGGCCCAGGACAGGAGCAGCAGAGCGUGGCAGAGGGUCAAAGCAAACUGGCCUUGUAUCUGGAGGAGGCGAGGGAGAUCAAAGAGGCCCAGAACCAGCUGGAGGAGGACCUGGAAGAGCUGAAGACACAGUUCAAGAGGGAGUAUGAAGCACUCAAUGACCUGCUGCUGGAAGAGAAGUACAGGUACGAGCAGCUGGAGGACCAGCUCAAUGAUUUGACAGAGCUUCAUCAGAAUGAGAUGGCCAAUCUUAAGCAGGAACUGGCCAGUAUUGAGGAAAGAGUGGCCUACCAGGCCCAGGAACGGGCCCGUGACAUACAGGAAGCACUGGAGUCCUGUCAGACACGUGUGUCCAAACUGGAGCUGCAGCAGCAGCAGCAGCAGCAGACUGUCCAGUUGGAGACCCAUGAUGCUCGGGUCCUGCUUGGAAAAACUAUCAACAUUAUGCUUGCCAUCAUCACUGUCAUCCUGGUCUGUGUCUCUACCGCUGCCAAAUUUGCUGCUCCCUUAAUGAGGAGUAGGCACCAUGUCGUAGCCACCAUUUUAGGGGUCUGCUUUUUGACCUUUUUCUGGAAAAACUGGGAGCGUUUGCAGCAUGUCAUAGACAGGAUGCUGCUUCCAGCCUGAUAAUAAAAGCACACAACACACAGUGUUGACUUAACAUACUGUCUGAAAUAGGAGUGUCCAAGAAGAUUGGUUGUACAAUCGUCAAAGACACAAUCAACAUGCAUUUUACAGUUUUUAAAAAGUCUGAAUUUUUAUGAUUCCUCAUUUAGAACUUGAAUCUGAAUAGCGAAACUAAGCUUUUCUUUCUUAUUUUAUAAUAACAAUACCAGUAUACCUUGGAGUAUUUGAUUGGUUCUAAUCAAAUUUCAAUACGAGGAUAAAAAAAGGUUAAUAAUAUAAAUUUUACAAUUGUAAACAUAAAGUUUAAGGAUUUUACCUAAUCUGGGCCAAAACGAUACAAAUUAAACAUAUUGGUACAUAUGGGUUUAGUACCAUCUUUUAGUGGAUUCAGAAAUAUUAUUACCAUUGAGGCCUAACACACAAUAAAUGGACACCAAUUAUUUUUACACAAUUAUCCACAAUGCUGUGAAUAACCCUGAAUAAACCUUUUUUCCAAGUUUACUUUUAAAGUGCAAUAUAAAUUUGAUUCACAAAAGCACUAUUUUUGAAAACUAUUCUUUCAAAAGCGCGUGUCAGAGUCAAGGAUGUAGCGGAGUGACAGGGUGUUGCUUUGGGGGGUGAGGGGGGCGAGGGAUGUUGUCAUUAUCGUUGGCAUGAUGGAUCCAUAACCACAGAAGCCACUGCUAGGCUAUGAUAAGACCAGCUGUCUCCUUUCUCAAGGGCCAAAAAUCAAUCCAACCACAUUACAGCACUGCUAGCAUGUCCAUAUCACCGCAAGACACACUUCACUGGCUCUCUCUCGCACGCCCAGCCAAUACUAAACAGUGUAUGUUCAAAAGGAUCACUGUCAGCGCUGCACAGUAUGGGAAAAAUUAUUCUGUUAAAUAUUACAAACUGAAAAGAAGUUUAGAUAUUUUAAUGUAUUUUAGCACAAUAAUAAUGCCAUCAAUCCAUAGCACAGGUGGGCCCUUUUUAGUCAAACUGUUGACACCACUUCAAACUAUGAAUAACACUAAAUCAAGACUCAUGUAAAGGACUGCUAAAUCUAACUUUUUAGUUAAAUUUGUCAUGUUUGUUUUAUUGUGUGGCCCCCAAAAAUGUUUAUUUCUUUUGUCCUAUUUAAAUGUCUAAAUAAUGUGAUUUUGCAUUGAUACUGUGAUUAAAGGCCAUUGCCUUUUUACUCCAAUGAUGAAAGAUGAGCCACUUUUUCUGGCUCUAACUAAGGAGAGAUACAAUGGACUGACCAAUUUCAUGAACACUGAGAAGAUGUUACAUGAAGAAACUACAGACACUUUAAAUACUUGUUGGCCAUAACAAGAUGUUUCUGUUAAUUUUCUUGAUGUUGUUUGUCGACUGAUCUUGAUCAUAUUUUUGUUCUUGUACAUGUUUUCAAAACUUUGACCCGUGGAACUACCACCUGGUUUACAUUCUUUCAUUGUGACCAAUCACCGAUAUUGUUUAUGUGCCUUUCUUAAAUUAAACCUUU
Molecule: messenger RNA, 3120 nt
Organism: Boleophthalmus pectinirostris (great blue-spotted mudskipper)
Lineage: Eukaryota; Metazoa; Chordata; Actinopteri; Gobiiformes; Gobiidae
Product: transmembrane and coiled-coil domain protein 3-like
Exons: 4
Coding region: 141-1634 (497 amino acids)
Cellular component (GO): endomembrane system
Source: RefSeq, a predicted model, not a curated record